Messenger RNA from Perca fluviatilis (European perch), 1611 nucleotides. Its product is annotated as CD276 antigen homolog. Bases 176 to 928 code for a protein of 250 amino acids. The record is from RefSeq and is a predicted model, not a curated record. Gene Ontology annotation, cellular component: external side of plasma membrane. Gene Ontology annotation, biological process: cell surface receptor signaling pathway; positive regulation of T cell proliferation; cellular response to lipopolysaccharide. The transcript has 7 exons. NCBI's taxonomy places the organism in Eukaryota, Metazoa, Chordata, Actinopteri, Perciformes, Percidae.
CCGUGGUCCAGAGCAACGGGGUCUAUUGGUCCAUUAUAUACUGUCUAUGCGUGGAGCACACUGUGGACACCGGUGGACACACGUGUCAUCGAGAAAUAAAAACUGACCGCCAAAAAAACCUCAAAGAAAAAGAAGAAGCGAGUACCAACAACAAGUUCUCUGUUCAACCAUUGGAAUGCACGGGUCCUUUAGGAUGAAAGAGAUUUUGGGUGUACUUCUGCUGGUCAGUAUAUGGAUACGGACUACUGACGCUGUUAGGAACACAGCAGAAUUACGGUGCCCAGAUACAUCGUUGGAUGCAGAAGUUGACAAGACAGUAAUUCUACCGUGUUGGACUGUGCCCAAAAUGGAUGUCGGCAACAAAGUGGAGUGGGUGCUUAAUGAUACCGUUGAUGUCCAUUUGCUCCGUAAGGGAAAACAUGAGUUUGAUGAUCAGGGGAAGGACUACAAAGACAGAACAUCUCUUUUCAACAGUGAACUGGAAACAGGAAAUUGUUCACUGCGUCUGAAAACCAAGAUGUCUCAUACUGGGAGAUACCGCUGUACUGUUAGAAUUGGAGAUGAGACAAAACACUGUUUUAUAUCCCUGACCGUCCAUCCACAUGAAAGAAGCAACACUACUCAACUCAAUCUAUCAGAUAGUACCAACUCUCCAGGUGGUAACAAGGACUCCACUUUUCCUCCGGGUGGCAUCGUCGGCAUCGUCUUCGGCAUCGUCGGCAUCAUCAUCAUCAUCAUUCUGAUCUGGAAGCGUAAAACGUGCUCUGAAGUUUUGGGUGGAAAGCGGCCCUGGCCAUUCCCUUUUCCACGCCCUCCCUGCUGUCCAUCUGGUGAAGUUGUUCUGCAGAUCGACCCAGAUGAUCCGGUGGCUCAGCCCAGGCCAGGGCGUACGGAGGUUGGAAGAACUGGACACCAAGAAAACACGUGAGACUGGAAGGGAUCAGGGAGCCAAAUCCUCCAGGAGAUGUCAACAUGUGAAGCAGGGACAUCUGUAGUCUUUAUGUCCAGUCUGCGGCCAGUCUCCAAACUACUUUUUGACCGAUUCCACUGUCACAGACUAAUGUCCAAUAUAAUAAUGAAAUCCUGAGAGUUUUGCUAGAAUCGGGGCGCUCCCGUCAUCUCCAUCGUUUGCUAAGGUCAUAAAACUCACUCCCAGUCAGUCUUUUCCCGUCUGGACGCUCAGACAAAAUCAAACGUGUUUAAUUUAAAGUAAGUUUUAAGUCUUAGUAGUGUAGUUAAAUCAUGUGAACAUUGUCAACAACCAAUGGGCAGUCUCCCUCCAGCACCAAACGGGAAGCAGCAAACCGGCUAGAGACUGGUGUUUAUGGUUGCUAUUGCAACCUACGCUAAAGUUAAGCUAGGUUAAAUUUUUCAAAAACAAAUUUGGUUGUAGUCCUGCAACGUGGGACUCUGCAAGAUCCCCAGUCUUUACCUAUUAUGUCUUUAACGUUAUGUCUUUAACGAGUUUUCUCAAAGUCUGUUCAAGUCUUUCCCUGCCAAAAGUACUUCAUUAUUACAUUCCAGUAAAACAAGCUAAGGUAAAUAUUAUUGCACUGCCCUGCUAUAACUGUCACAACAGAGGGUCCUUUGCACCAUGACCUCGAGCCAAAC